Oppiella nova is the source of this 684-nucleotide messenger RNA. Lineage: Eukaryota; Metazoa; Arthropoda; Arachnida; Sarcoptiformes; Oppiidae. The record is from the annotation of a GenBank genome assembly.
AUGCACUACGACGAUAUCGCCUACCACCCUAAAAAUCCUACCCCGGGUAUUAUUGUUAACAGGGUCAAUGGGUCCGAUGUUUAUAAGGGUGUACCCAAACAUUAUACCGGCGCUGACGUUACACCAGAGAACUUUUUAGGUGUACUCCGUGGGGACCAGGAGUUGAGUAAAAGGGGUAAAAAGGUUAUCCAAAGUGGACCCGAUGACCGUAUAUUUGUUUUUCUUGAGGACCAUGGUCAAAAAGAGUUUGUACUGUUCCCUAACAGUGUACUACACGCCAAGGAUUUAAAUGACGUGCUCAUCAAUAUGAGCAAGGACAAUAAAUUUGAAUCGCUUAUGUUUUACUUGGACGCUUGUUAUUCAGAAUUGGAGGGUUUGUUAAGCCGUCGGAAACUAAUGGAUAAACAGAUCGAGGAAUACGUGAAUGAAUUGCCGGCAAUUGACGCCAAUAUCGCAUUGAAUGGCAAACUAGAGCUCAAUCACAGAGAAUGCUAUCGAAAACUAAUCGACACUUUCAAUGAUAAUUGUUAUACAUUGGGACAGAAUCCAUACGUGUUGUCAAAACUGCAAAUAUUUGUGAAUAUUUGCGAACAAAUGCGUGACUCGAGUGAUGCGGACAUUGCUGUCAACCGAUUGAUACAAUAUUGCAAUAAAACUGUUGAAAAGGAUGAUAAAAUGAUUUGA